AUGCCGCCGGAUCGCUCUUCUUUCUCGGCCCUGAACCUGCCGCCCAGCUUCUCGCUGCCGAUCUGCAUGGACUACUUCACGCUCUCUGCAGGGCCAAACACAAAUCUGUGGAGGAAACCGCCGAAUGGAGAUACCUCGACAGCGCCCAUGGUGUUCACCUCGCUACGCCGCCCCUUUGUAGUCGCCGAGGUGACCAUCAGCGCCGACUGGGAAAUGGAAUGGGACCAAGGCGGGCUCGUCAUUUUCGCAGGCAGCGCCCCGGGCCAGUCUUCUGUCGUCGAACCUCUCCCAUUUUCUGGUGGUGGUGGUGGCAGCCACCACCACCACCACCACCGCGGCACGCGCAACUCGGCAUUUUCCCGGUCUUGCAAAUGGGUCAAAGCCGGAAUGGAGUUUUCGUCAGGCACUGUGAAUGCCUCAUCGGUCAGCGCGACCUCGGACGGGGCCGACUGGUGUCUGUCGCCGUUGGCCAUGCCCAAUAUCCCGACCAACAUCACAUCGCUGCGCAUCAAGCUCGAGCGUGUCGGCCACUCGCUCUGGAUCUGGUACCAGAUCCCGUCGCUGUCGCCGUACGCCGUGACCCCCGGCGCUGUGGGUAGCACGUGGAAGAAACUGCGCGAAGUCACUUGGUUUUUCUACGGGGUCGAGGACAAAUGCGUCCAUGUGGGUGUCUAUGCCAGCCGUCCGACCAGCAUCCAGCGCGGAGGCACCGUGUGGGAAGCAAUGAACGGAGUGCGAAACGACGCGUCCGUUGGCGACGACGGCGGUGGCAGCGGUGGCGGCGGCAACAAGCUGGUGGUGGAAUUUGAGGACCUAGAGAUUUUUUGA
Molecule: messenger RNA, 828 nt
Organism: Talaromyces rugulosus
Lineage: Eukaryota; Fungi; Ascomycota; Eurotiomycetes; Eurotiales; Trichocomaceae
Exons: 1
Coding region: 1-828 (275 amino acids)
Source: RefSeq, a predicted model, not a curated record